Diorhabda sublineata is the source of this 1372-nucleotide messenger RNA. Its product is annotated as prostatic acid phosphatase-like. The coding region runs from base 29 to 1219 and encodes 396 amino acids. Gene Ontology annotation, molecular function: phosphatase activity. Lineage: Eukaryota; Metazoa; Arthropoda; Insecta; Coleoptera; Chrysomelidae. The transcript is spliced from 4 exons. The record is from RefSeq and is a predicted model, not a curated record. Gene Ontology annotation, biological process: dephosphorylation.
GAUUUGAAAUUAGUAUAAAUACACAAAAAUGUAUACUUUGAAUAUGCUAUUCAACAUGCAUCUUUUGGUCUCAACUAUUAUUUUAUUAGGGCUGACUAACAUCAGCGUUAGGGGUGAUUUAGUAGCAGUUGUGCAGAUAUUUAGGCAUGGACAUCGAACGCCUGUAUCAACGUUCUCAACAGAUCCAUAUGCUGACUCAUCCUAUUGGGACUAUUUGGAUGAAGGACAAUUAACGAAUAUAGGAAAGCGUCAACACUAUGAGCUAGGACAGUACACUAGGAAGAGAUAUAAGAACUUUUUACCUACCAAAUACAACAGCACAUUAUUCUACGUAGAAACUACGGAUGUAGAUAGAACUCAUAUGUCAGCUCAAACCAAUGUCUAUGGUAUGUUUCCUGCAACAGGUACUCAAAUAUGGCGAAAAGGAAUCAAUUGGCAAGCAAUUCCUAUUCAUCCAGCUAAUUCUAGUAUCUUUGCAACCAACUUCUAUCCAACUGAGUGUGCUGCCUAUACACCUCUACUAACAGCCGCACUGAACGGUGAAGAAUACGAGGAAUUGAAUGAUGAAUACUCUAGUUUAUUCGAGUAUUUAACAGAAUACAGUGGAGACAAUAUUUCUGACUUCACCGAUGUUAAUUCUAUAUGGGACAGUUUAAAAGCAGAGGAUACCGCUAGCUUCAGACUUCCUAGUUGGACUGAUGCUGUUUAUCCAGAACCCUUACGUACAUUAGAGGGAAAAAUAUUUGAAGUAUACACACAUACCACACAAAUGAAGAGAUUCGUUUCUGGACUUUUCCUUAAUGAAGUUGUAGAAUAUUUAGAGAGCAUGGCAAACGAUUCAACAUCUGCAGAAACAUACAGAAUCUACAGUGGACACGACACAAAUAUAGCCGCAACCCUUAAUUGCUUUGGAGUUUUUGAUCCCCCAUUUCCUCCAGCGUAUGCGAGCACUAUAUACAUAGAACUUCACUACGAAAAUUGGCAGUACCUUGUUAGAGUUUUCACUAAAGACGGAGAUACACUUACCCAAAUUAGUGUGAAUGGAUGUGAUGUGGACUGUCCUAUUGCCGAUUUCAGAGAAUAUUUGAGUGAUAUAAUUUUAGAUUCAGAUACUUGGAUUUCGGAAUGUAAUGAUACAAGUACUAGUAGCAAAGUUUUGUCUGUUGGACAGUAUACAGAUGAGAUAGUUACGAGUAAAUGGGGUGGAAAAAGUAAUUAAGUGGAUUUGUAUACUUUGGUUAAAGUCUACGACGAUUAUCAGCUCCCACGAAUGAUAUUGAUGUGAUUGUUGUCAACAUAAUAAAACCUCGUAGUAAUAUACUACUUAUUUUUAUAUUCUGUCAAUCGAUAAUAAACUCAAUCAUUAUAUCUA